This is a messenger RNA of Emys orbicularis (European pond turtle), 1029 nucleotides long. It is a transcript of the gene LUZP2, whose product is annotated as leucine zipper protein 2. The record is from RefSeq and is a predicted model, not a curated record. The transcript has 12 exons. Lineage: Eukaryota; Metazoa; Chordata; Testudines; Emydidae. The coding region runs from base 1 to 1029 and encodes 342 amino acids.
AUGAAAUUCAUCUCAGCUUGUUACUUGCUGCCUUUUUUCCCUGUUCUAGUUUUCAGCACUAGACAGGGCUAUGAAGAACUGGAAAGACAACUGAAAGAAGUCUUUAAGGAAAGGAGCAAUAUCCUCCGUCAACUGUCGAAGACCUCAAAAGAACUUGAAGGAAUUAAAGUAAACCUGCAGUCUUUGAAAAAUGAUGAGGCAUCUGCCAAAAGUGAUGUGCAGAAACUUCUGGAAUUAGGCCAAAAGCAAAGGGAAGAAAUGAAAUCUCUCCAGGAGGCCUUUCAAAAGCAGCUUAAUGAGGCAGCUGAGAAAGCAGAAAAACAGCAGGCUACUAUUAAUUUUCUGAAGACUGAAAUGGAAAGGAAGAGCAAAAUGAUCAGAGAUCUCCAGAAUGAGAACAAAAGCCUGAAAAACAAACUCCUGUCGGGAAACAAGCUUUGUGGUAUUCAUGCAGAAGAGUCUAAAAAGAUCCAAGCCCAGCUGAAGGAGUUUCGCUAUGGAAAAAAGGAUUUGAUUUUUAAGGCACAACAGCUAACAGAUCUGGAGCAAAAGCUAGCAAUUGCAAAAGAUAAGCUGGAAAAAGCCGCCCUUGACAAAGAGUCACAGCUGAAAGCUCUGAAGGAGACUGUACAACUCUGCCUGUCUUCCGUUCUGCACAAUCAACCGCCUGGUACGAAUAUAAUCCCUUCAAAACCAACUGAGAAGCUGACAUCCCAAGUUACAAAUGACUCAAAAGUUCCAUUUCAAGUGACAAACACCAAGCAAAAUGCCUCAGCAGAUAAGGAGACCCUUGCCUCAACAAAGGAAGCAAAUCGAAGUGUCCAGGAGUGUGAUUCUCAAGAUGUUGGCAAGACUUGUUUGGGGAAGCGCAAUAAUUCAACAUCUCCUCACCUCAAGGUGGCAGAAACAGAUCCUAGCUAUCAGAAGUUGCACAGCCCUCCAUGGAUUAAACCUGAAGCUAAAAAAUCAGCAGAGACAAAUGAGAAGAAGCAUGAAGAGUCAGAUAAAACAGAAGAAAAAGCACUGUAA